UACAACUACAAAAAAACAUGUUAUCAAAAUGUCUAACACUCGUUGUCCCUCGUCAUGCCACCACUCCUUCACUCACCUCAUUAGCACCCUCCAAAACUCCAAGGCCCUCUUACUCUUCCACUCAUCUUUCAUUCCCAUCAAAAUUGAUAAAAGUCUUUCCUACUCAGUACAAUAAUUGUUUAUCCAAGUACCAUACAAUGAAAUCUUCCAACUCUUCUAGCUCCAUAGCAUCAUCAGAUUUUGAAUUUGAGCCUGAUCCUACGCUUACCAAUGAAGACCUCAAGCCAACUUCACCGAACCAAAGAACAUUUUCUGGCUUGGAAAUUGCUACCUUGUGGGUGGGACUUGUUGUUGGUGUCCCUUCUUACUACCUUGCUGGUAGCCUUGUUGACCUUGGUAUGGCAUGGUGGCAAGGCAUAGCAACUGUGGUAGUAGCCAACAUCAUCCUCUUGGUUCCUCUGGUACUCACCGGCCAUGCAGGCACACGUUAUGGCAUAUCAUUCCCAGUUCUUGCUAGAUCCUCUUUUGGCAUCCAUGGUGCUCAUAUUCCUACCCUCGUAAGGGCCUUGAUUGGUUGUGGUUGGUAUGGGAUUGAAUCGUGGAUAGGUGGAGAGGCCAUUUUCCUUCUUUUGCCAAAAUCAUUGAAAGAAACUUCGUUUUCUCAGUCUCUACCUUGGCUUGGCACAUCCCCUCUUGAAUUUGCUUGUUUCUUAGUCUUUUGGGUGGCUCAAUUGGCUUUUGUGUGGAGGGGAAUUGAUGGCAUUAGGGAGCUUGAGAAGUACUCUGCUCCAAUACUCAUUGCUCUUACUUCAUGCCUUCUUAUUUGGUCUUGUGUUAAAGCUGGUGGGCUUGGUCACAUACUCUCUUUAUCUUCUAGGCUCUCUAAUUCAGAAUUCUGGCCUGUUUUUUUCCCUUCUCUUACUGCCAAUAUAAGUUUUUGGGCCACUGUGGCUCUUAACAUACCUGAUUUUACUAGAUACGCGAAGAGCCAGAAGGAUCAAGUUAUUGGUCAAGUUGGGCUUCCCAUCUUUAUGGGGGCAUUCACAUUUGUUGGUCUAGCAGUUACAUCAUCAACAAAAGUGAUAUUUGGUCAAAUUAUUUCUGACCCAAUUCAACUUCUUGGUCAAAUUGGUGGCCUAACAACUAGUAUCCUUGCUAUCCUUGGUAUAAGCCUAGCCAUUAUCACCACCAACAUUGCUGCUAAUAUUGUAGCUCCUGCAAAUGCUCUUGUUAAUCUUAACCCCGCAUGGUUCACCUUUAGAAGAGGAGCACUUCUAACUGCACUCCUUGGGAUUGCAUUUCAACCUUGGAGGCUUCUCAAAUCAAGUGAGAGCUUUGUUUAUACUUGGCUAAUUGGAUAUUCUGCAUUGAUGGGUCCUAUUGCAGGGAUUGUUCUAGCGGAUUACUAUAUUAUACAAAAAACAAGUUUAAGUAUAAGUGACUUGUACUCAAGGAGUCCUUAUGGUGCAUACAGAUAUUCAAGGGGGUUUAAUGUAGCUGCAAUUGUGGCUCUAGUUUUUGGAAUUUUACCUGUGGUUCCUGGUUUCUUGCAGAAAGUUGGGAUUGCAACUUCAGUUCCUCACACUUUUGUUGUGAUCUACAACAAUGCCUGGUUUGUUAGCUUCUUUUCUGCAGGGUUUUUAUAUUUGGUUCUAUCAAAUUUGAGAAGGAAACCAGAUAAAUAUGCUGCUGGAGACCCCCUUUUGCCUACUACAAAAUAAAUAUGGAGAUGCUUAUGGAUCCUCUCACCCAAUGUUUGUAUAAACUUUGUACAUUGGCAUAUAAACAAUUAAAACUUUUAGACAUUUUUCUUUGGAUGAAAGAUGCUGCUUGUUUGAACUAAGGAAGAUUCAAUUAAUCAUUUCAACUAGUUAUACUGAUAAUUAUGUGCCAUGUCACAUAUAAAAGUCGAGUAGGCUUGUUCUAUUUGCUUUCAAAUGAAGGGAUCAUAUCAAGAUUAAUGUCUGUAUAAUGUAAUUCUUGACUGGUUAGAUACCUAGGGUCCUCUUAGCUCUAUGAUUACGGACACCAGUUUCCAUUUUUUUGGGGGUUCAAUUUUACUGUUAUUGUGAACUUCGUAACCACAACUAGAAUAACUGAUACCCUUGAACAGCAACAACGAAAACAAUCAUCAAUAUCAUCAUCAUCAUCUGUUCUUGUUAAGCAAAAAUUAUACUCGAGUUUU
Molecule: messenger RNA, 2185 nt
Organism: Abrus precatorius (Indian licorice)
Lineage: Eukaryota; Viridiplantae; Streptophyta; Magnoliopsida; Fabales; Fabaceae
Product: purine-uracil permease NCS1-like
Exons: 1
Coding region: 18-1721 (567 amino acids)
Biological process (GO): transmembrane transport; nucleobase transport
Cellular component (GO): plasma membrane
Molecular function (GO): nucleobase transmembrane transporter activity
Source: RefSeq, a predicted model, not a curated record